Closterium sp. NIES-65 is the source of this 3784-nucleotide messenger RNA. Lineage: Eukaryota; Viridiplantae; Streptophyta; Zygnematophyceae; Desmidiales; Closteriaceae. The record is from the annotation of a GenBank genome assembly.
GGGUGUUCUCCUUCCCCCCUGCUGCCCUCUGUCGCCUCUGCCGCUGCGGCCGACCUCGCUGGUUUUGAGUCGGUCGGUGCGGCGUCUGCCCCCAGCGGUAGACGCCGCUCUGGCAAGGGCAAGGGGGUCAAGGGAGCGGGUGGAGCUAGAGGAGGCAGUGGCGGAGGAGGUGGGGGUGGCGGGGGGAGUGGGGGUGGCGGUGGAGGUGGUGGCGGGAGUGGAGGUACUGGUGGAGGCGGUGGAGGCGGAGGUGGCGGCGGAGGCGGUAGCGGAGGAGGCGGGGGCGAGGGUACCGGUGGGGGUGGUGGCGGUGGAGACGAGGGCAGUGGUGGAGGCGGGAGUGGCGGUGGCGGCGGGGGUCGGAGUGGCUCGUCCCAGCGGAGCAGCUCUGGGGGUGCGUCAACGUGGUGGUGCGUUUGGUCCCUGCCCCUACGUUCUUCGCACCGGCGACCGUGCGGGGGAGAGGUGUGGAGGCACCCACACAGCCCGCCGCUGCUUUGGCCGCCUGACCGACGCCUGGCGUCAGCAGUUUCCGGAGGCCGCUGAGAUCCCCCGCUGGGGGGAGCUGUCUAGGGCUGGUGUAGCCAUUUAUGAUCUUGACUUUGAUGCUAUUCUUUCUGCUCUGUAUGCUGUGACUGGUAGUGAUGAGGAUGACUGUUACCGGUGUUUCCCGCCCGACCCGGGCAUUGGUACUGCUGCGUCAGGUACUAGUGAGGCUGCUGCUCUAGGUGCCAGUGCGUCUGUGCUCUCAGGUACUUGUGAGUCUGCCCUCUCAGGUACUGUGUCGGCUUCGGCCUCUCACACCUUCACACUUGACUCUGGAGCGUCUCGCUCCUUCUUUCGGGACCGCACUACUCUCACGCCGCUGAGUCGGCCGGUUGCGGUGUCCCUGGCUGACCCCUCUGGGGGGCCUGUCCUGUCUCGCUUCUCCACGGUACUUCCGUGUCCGGCGGCCCCCUCUGGCACCCUGUCUGGUCUCUACCUCCCCUCGUUCUCGACGAACCUGGUGAGUGGUGCUGACCUACAGGAUGCGGGUGUCCACCAGUUCACUCCUGCUCGUCAGCGGGUGACCCACUGCACGGAGGCUAGCACGGGACGCCACCUGGCUACGUUUACACGUCGGCCAGGGUCGAGCCUGUACACACUGACCACUGCUUCUCCUCCAGGUACUGAGUCUCGUAGGGUCCCUUCGUCUAGUCAGGUGUUUGCCGCAGCGUCCAGGUCUGGUCCUGAGUCUUCCCCCUGUUCGUGUCGUCGUCUGUCUCACGAGACCCUCCUCUGGCACCACCGCCUUGGCCACCCCUCUCUGCUUCAGCUCAGAGGCAUGGCCUCCCGUCUUCUUGUGUCUGGUCUCCCCCGGUCUCUACCUCCCCUUCCUCAGGGCCCUGGCCCUGCCUGUGUCCCCUGUGUCGAGGGGCGCCAGCGUGCUGCCCCUCACUCCUCCCAGUUUCCUCCGACAGAGGCCCCGCUGCAGAUGCUUCACAUGGACGUGUGGGGCCCAGCCCGCGUCCGUGGACAGGGUCAGGAGCGCUACUUCCUGCUCGUUGUUGACGACUACUCGCGUUACACCACAGUCUUCCCCUUGCGCAGCAAGGGUGAGGUUACUGAGGUGCUGAUCGACUGGAUCCGCGCAGCUCGUCUUCAGCUCAGGCAGAGCUUUGGCUCCGACUUUCCUGUGUUGCGUCUGCACUCUUACAGAGGCGGAGAGUUCUCCUCUCGCCUUCUGCGUGCCUACUGUCGGGCGCGAGGCAUCCGCCAGUCCUUCACGCUUCCGGACUCCCCGCAGCAAAAUGGGAUUGCAGAGCGCCGCAUUGGCAUGGUCAUGGACGUCGCCCGUACGUCCAUGAUGCAUGCGGCUGCCCCCCAUUUUCUGUGGCCGUUUGCGGUCAGGUACGCAGCGCAUCAGAUCAACCUCCACCCCAGGGUCUCCAGGCCGGAGACCUCCCCAGCCCUGCUGUGGACGGGGAAGGUUGGCGAUGCGUCGGCGUUCCGGGUCUGGGGAUCUCGGGCGUUUGUCCGCGACUUGUCUGCGGACAAGCUGUCCCCUCGCGCUGCUCCCUGCGUCUUCCUAGGGUUCCCCCCCGACGCCCCUGGGUGGCAGUUCUACCACCCCUCCUCUCGACGUGUUCUGUCCUCCCAGGACGUCACGUUCGACGAGUCGGUACCCUACUACCGCCUCUUCCCCUACCGCACUCCGUCCCUCCCCCCACCCCCGCUCUUCUUGGUACCAGGUCCCCCCCCGGUAGUCCCCCUCCCCCCUCAGGGUCCUGCCCCUUCAAGUGUGUCCCAGGUAGACGCGGUCGAGCCUGUCGAGGUCACUGGUGACUCUGGUGCUGCUGCGGGAGCUGAGCCUGGGGGUGCGGAGUCUGGGGGUGCUGAGCCUGGGGGUGCUGAGCCUGGGGGUGCUGAGCCUGGAGGUGCUGAGCCUGGGGGUGCUGUGCCUGGGGGUGCUGAGCCUGGAGGUGCCGAGCCUGGGGGUGCUGUGCCUGGGAGUGCUGUGCCUAGGGGUGCUGAGCCUGGGGGUGCUGAGCCUGGGGGUGCUUCGUCUCGCCGGGAGCCACUCUCCCCACAGGAGCUGCGUGAGUGGUUUGCCAGGCGCUGGAGGCGUGCUGCUGGUGCUGGUGGUUCUUCGGCUGCAGAGGGUACUGCUGCCGCGCGUCCCGGCGGUGCUCGUCCUGUGGGUGCUGGAGCUGCUGGGUCUGCGAGUUCUCCUGGAGCUGGUGCUGCUGAGGGUGUUGGCGCUGAGCCUGCCGUUGGCGGUCCGACUGACAGUGCUCCUUGUGCUGCUGCUGGAGGUUCUGAAGCUUCUGGUGGUGCUGCUGGAGGUGCUACUGGAGUGGGUGCUCCUGCCGGGGGUGCUGGUGCUGUUCCUGCUGUUUCAAGCAACGCCGCGCGGCCCCGACCAUACUUCGUUCCGCUCCUGCAGCAGGUUCUUGGUCUUCCACCUCCUCCUCCUCCCUUAGAGGGUCCGCAGCCUGUCCGGUCACAGCCACAGCUACAGCCUGCCUCCCCUUUGCCUGCUCCUUCUCCCUACGUUGGUCCGACUGGAGGUCUUACUGAGCGUCGUGAGCCUGCGUCUCGUCCUGCGUCGCCUGUUCGUACUGAGCGCGCUAGUGGUCGCGGGUCGCGUCAGCGUCCUCCUCCUGUCCCUGGCACGCACCGGAUGUCACUGCGUCCGUCCACUGCUCCUCUGCGUGCCCCUUUGCCUUCUCCUCCUGCUUCCUCUCUUCCUGCUCUUGCCGACCCGGAGUCGGACUCUCUUCGUGCUGCCAGUCCUACUGUCACGCGUCUCCUUGCUACUGCUGUCACUGACCCUUCCUUCGAGUCGUCUGCUGCGUCUGCCCUUGUCACUGAGCUUGUCGACUUUGCUGCGCGCUGUCGUCUAGACUACGCUGCCAGUCUUAUCGCUACGUCUGAGUCUGCCUGUCCUCCGUCCGUCGGGGGUGAGUGUGCCCUCGGCACGGACGUCCUUGAGGACAGGCAGGAGGAGUUCCAGUGUCUGGCCGCCGCUUCACCCCAUCUCGCGUCUGUACUGCUAGCCCCUGAGGGAGACCCGGAUGCACCAGACAUCCCGACUCCGCGCUCUUACGCGGAGGCGAUAGAGGGUCCCUACUCCUCUCAGUGGCAGGCAGCUAUGGAUGCAGAGAUGGCUUCCUGGAAGUCCACAGGCACCUACGUCGACGCUGUCCCCCCUCCUGGGGCGAACAUCGUCAGUGGCAUGUGGAUUUUCAGGGUGAAGCGGCCGCCGGGUUCUCCGCCUGUCUUCAAGGCGCGCGCCACGUGA